CGGGGCAGGAGGGGGACGCCCCCUCCUCCUCAUCCCCGCGCGCGCGUUUCCUCAGGGCCCACGGCUUCCCCCUCGGCGCCCGGUGCGGAGCCCGGGCGGGGCGGGGGGAGUGGCCUGCGCACGGGCGGAUCGGCCCCUGGGAGGAGGCGGGGCAGCCGGAGUCAGUUGGCGGCCGGAGGCGGCGGCUGGUCGGUGCGGCGGCCUCGCCAUGGUUUUCCUUAAACUCCGCGAGCAGCCACCGCUGGUUCAAGCUAUAUUUAAUGGGGACCCUGAUGAAGUUCGAGCAUUAAUAUUUAAGAAAGAAGAUGUUAACUUUCAGGAUAAUGAAAAGAGGACCCCUUUACAUGCUGCUGCCUAUCUGGGAGAUGCAGAAAUUAUUGAACUACUUAUUUUAUCUGGAGCUAGAGUUAAUGCCAAAGACAGCAAGUGGUUGACUCCCUUACACAGAGCUGUUGCAUCAUGUAGUGAGGAUGCUGUUCAGGUGUUGUUAAAGCAUUCAGCAGAUGUCAAUGCCCGUGACAAAAACUGGCAGACACCCCUACAUAUAGCAGCUGCAAAUAAAGCUGUUAAAUGUGCUGAAGCUUUGGUGCCUCUUCUAAGUAAUGUAAAUGUGUCAGAUCGAGCAGGUAGAACAGCAUUACAUCAUGCAGCCUUCAGUGGACAUGUUGAGAUGGUGAGUUUGUUAUUGUCUAGAGGUGCCAAUAUUAAUGCAUUUGACAAGAAAGACAGACGAGCUAUACAUUGGGGAGCAUAUAUGGGUCACAUUGAAGUUGUGAAAUUACUUGUGACCCAUGGAGCUGAAGUGACAUGCAAAGACAAGAAAUCAUAUACACCCCUACAUGCUGCAGCAUCUAGUGGAAUGAUCAGCGUAGUCAAAUAUCUUCUAGAUCUUGGAGUUGAUAUGAAUGAACCAAAUGCCUACGGAAAUACACCUCUUCAUGUAGCUUGCUACAAUGGACAAGAUGUUGUAGUAAAUGAACUUAUAGACUGUGGUGCUAAUGUAAAUCAGAUGAAUGAGAAAGGUUUUACACCUUUGCACUUUGCUGCUGCAUCAACACAUGGAGCAUUGUGUUUAGAACUUUUGGUCUGUAAUGGAGCAGAUGUAAAUAUGAAGAGUAAAGAUGGGAAAACACCAUUACAUAUGACAGCAAUCCAUGGUAGAUUUUCAAGAUCACAAACCAUCAUCCAGAAUGGAGCUGAAAUAGACUGUGAAGAUAGAAAUGGAAAUACUCCUUUGCACAUCGCAGCUAGAUAUGGUCAUGAGCUACUAAUCAACACUCUAAUUACAAGUGGUGCUGACACUGCAAAGAGAGGUGUACAUGGGAUGUUUCCUCUCCAUUUGGCAGCAUUAAGUGGAUUUUCAGACUGUUGCAGAAAGCUCCUUUCAUCAGGCUUUGACAUAGACACCCCAGAUGAUUUUGGCAGGACCUGCCUUCAUGCAGCUGCAGCUGGAGGGAAUUUGGAGUGCCUAAACCUUCUGCUCAACACUGGUGCAGACUUCAACAAAAAGGACAAAUUUGGGAGAACUCCACUUCAUUAUGCUGCUGCCAAUUGUAAUUACCAGUGCCUGUUUGCCCUUGUGGGAUCUGGAGCUAGUGUGAAUGACCUUGACGAGAGGGGUUGUACACCAUUGCACUAUGCAGCUGCAUCAGACACAGAUGGCAAGUGCCUGGAAUAUUUACUAAGAAAUGAUGCAAAUCCAGGGAUCCGAGACAAACAAGGAUACAAUGCAGUUCAUUAUUCUGCUGCUUAUGGUCAUCGCUUGUGUCUUGAACUGAUUGCAAGUGAAACUCCCCUAGAUGUUCUAAUGGAAACAUCAGGUACUGACAUGCUGAAUGAUUCCGACAACAGAGCACCAAUUAGUCCAUUGCACUUAGCUGCCUAUCAUGGUCACCAUCAAGCUCUGGAAGUACUGGUGCAGUCUUUGUUGGACCUUGAUGUGAGGAACAAUAAUGGAAGGACACCAUUGGAUCUUGCAGCUUUUAAGGGACAUGUGGAGUGUGUGGAUGUACUUAUUAAUCAGGGAGCAUCAAUCUUAGUGAAAGACUAUGUUGUAAAGAGAACUCCAAUACAUGCUGCUGCUACUAAUGGUCAUUCAGAAUGCUUGCGAUUAUUGAUAGGCAAUGCAGAACCACAGAAUGCAGUGGACAUUCAAGAUGGAAAUGGACAGACUCCUCUGAUGCUGUCUGUUCUCAAUGGGCACACAGACUGCGUUUAUUCAUUGCUUAACAAAGGAGCAAACGUAGAUGCCAAAGAUAAAUGGGGAAGAACUGCAUUACAUAGAGGGGCAGUUACUGGGCAUGAGGAGUGUGUGGAAGCAUUGCUUCAACAUGGUGCUAAGUCCUUGCUACGAGACUGCCGAGGGCGAACACCUAUACACUUAUCAGCUGCAUGUGGACAUAUUGGUGUUCUAGGAGCUCUCUUGCAGUCAGCAACAUCUGUGGAUUCGGUACCGGCCAUAGCAGACAAUCAUGGAUAUACAUCACUGCACUGGGCUUGUUAUAAUGGUCAUGACAGCUGUGUAGAGCUUCUUUUGGAACAGGAAGUUUUCCAGAAAAUGGAAGGAAAUUCUUUCAGCCCAUUGCAUUGUGCUGUCAUAAAUGACAAUGAAGGUGCUGCUGAAAUGUUAAUUGAUACGUUGGGUGCUGGCAUUGUAAAUUCAACAGAUGCAAAAGGAAGAACCCCCCUUCAUGCAGCAGCUUUUACAGAUCAUGUGGAGUGUUUACAGCUUCUACUCAGUCAUAAUGCUCAAGUAAAUGCUGUAGAUUCUUCUGGAAAGACUCCUCUAAUGAUGGCUGCAGAAAAUGGGCAAACUAACACCGUUGAGGUGCUGGUUAGCAGUGCUAAGGCUGAUCUGACCUUGCAAGAUAGCAGUAAAAACACAGCACUCCAUUUGGCUUGCAGCAAGGGUCAUGAAACUAGUGCCUUGUUAAUACUGGAGAAAAUUACGGAUAGAAACCUCAUCAAUGCCACCAAUGCAGCCUUGCAAACACCUCUGCAUGUUGCUGCUCGAAAUGGAUUAACAGUUGUAGUUCAAGAACUUUUAGGCAAGGGAGCAAGUGUACUUGCUGUAGAUGAAAAUGGUUACACACCAGCUUUGGCCUGUGCUCCCAAUAAGGAUGUGGCUGAUUGUCUAGCUCUCAUUUUGGCCACGAUGAUGCCUGUUACAUCAAGCAGCACUUUACCUUCCCUUACAUUCAAUGCCAUUAAUCAUUACACCAACACCUCAAAAACUGUCACGUUUGACUCCUUGCCAAUCAUGAGGAGUGAACAUAGCUCUUAUUGUAGCUUCAACAACAUUGGCAGGGAAGAUGGCUACCCAUAUACAGAAGAGGAUGAGCUUAAUGACUCAGAUUCUGAGACCUAUUAAGAAGCUUCAUCUGGAGGUCUGAAGAGUGAGCCCGGUCAUCUGAAGGUCAGAAUUGUGCUUUUGGAAAAAAGCAGUCAGUGUUUGAUUACAAAAGAGGACAGACCUACGAGAAGAUUUUGGGGUUUUUUAAUUGUGGAUACAUAUGAAAGAUCUAUGUGUGACACUAGGAGGAUUUUAAAGAGCAGGUUUUGCAAAAGAAGCAUAAAUUCUUGAAAAAUACUUGGAAUCUACAGCAAAAAAAAUUAAGAAUGUCAAAACUGUUUUAUUUAAUUGUACAUUACCAUUUUGUUUGUGGUGCCAGGAGUAACUUCUCCAGACUCUGCACCCUAGUCUGUGUAAAUGAACAACAUAUUUGUACAACAAAAAGGACAUCUGAUUUAACUAUAAUCAAUAAAACUAAAACCAUUUUGAAGGCAAUAAAUGAGUUUGGUACAGUAGGCAUUGUGUGUGCAGCAAAUUGCCAAAGGACCAAAUAACUUAAAGAUUUUUUUAAUUAAAUACCUUUUUGUGGAAACUGGAAUAGGUUAAAUGAGAUGUUGUCUUAACCAAACCUUAAUUAUUUCUGGGAAUGAAGCUUAGAUUUGGUUUUAAAUGUUGAUUUUUUUUUAUAAUCUAAAAGCCUUCCGACACUAUUAAAUGUACCAUGAAAGAAAGCAGAUGUAUCUUUCAGUUUUGUUUUUUCUUUUAGAUUAAACAAAAAUGAACUUGUCAAACUUUUAUAAAGCUUAAAAAAAAAACCAGCUAACAAGGUGCAGUCAGGGUGAAACAUGUACAGUGUAAUAAACAAGGGGAGGGGUGGGAGGGGAGCAGUAAUUGUUGCACAGUUUUAGAUUUUUAACUUCUGGGUUUUAAAUUGAGAUAUUUUUAUUUAAAUACAUGAAGGGUAAUUUACUGAGAAAAUGAAACUGCAUAAAAAUCUCCUGACACCCUGUUGUGACUGAAAGUUCUUAGGGAAUGGAUUUAUCAACAAUUCACCCACUUAUUUGCAUCAUCAAGUUUGUAAGUGAGAUGAAGUCUGUGCCUCCAUAUUGUAUUUCUUUUAAAUCCUGGAGUUCUGAGUCGGGGGGGAGGGGGGGAAGGUGAAUUUAAAAGAAAGUUUCCCUGUUAUCAAAAGGUACAAUGCUGGAUCUUUGGGAAGAAAUAUCUGUGGUGUUCUCUAUUUAAAAAAAUCAAUAGAAGAUGCAGGCCCCUGUAGUGUAGUACAAACUUGCCCUCAGUCUUUUUAUUUAUAACAGACUACUGUUUAAAAAAAAAAAAAAAGGGUGGGGGGGAGGCUGAAAAAUGGAAGACUGAAGUUUGUCUGUUAAAUGAGUAUUUCGUUUAUUGGGUUCUGCUUUAACUAUAACUAUUACUUUUAAAGUGAAACUGCUUAUGUACAUGCAAGGGAUUCUUGCAUGUCCAGGUAAAAUACAAAUAAACUGAAUCCCAGUGACCUUUUAUCCUUUUUGUAUUGUGAAACUGGAAACCUUAAUGCCAUUGUAAAUUAUCAGCUGGUUUUCUGAACAUAAAGUGUGGAAAAACAGGACAGUAUUUUGAUCUAUUUGAUAAUUUUGUGGGUUUUUUGAAGAAUUAAUGAGCAUGUACAUAGAUAUAGUGAUUGCUUGAAUACUGUAUUUACCUGCACUCUUUCAGUACAUCAAGAUUCCUGUAUAUUUUACAGAGUAUAAUAAAACCCAGAUGUGAGUUGUA
Molecule: messenger RNA, 5059 nt
Organism: Mauremys mutica (yellowpond turtle)
Lineage: Eukaryota; Metazoa; Chordata; Testudines; Geoemydidae
Gene: ANKRD28
Product: ankyrin repeat domain 28
Exons: 28
Coding region: 209-3370 (1053 amino acids)
Biological process (GO): protein localization to ciliary inversin compartment
Cellular component (GO): ciliary inversin compartment
Molecular function (GO): protein binding
Source: RefSeq, a predicted model, not a curated record